Molecule: messenger RNA, 5378 nt
Organism: Coregonus clupeaformis (lake whitefish)
Lineage: Eukaryota; Metazoa; Chordata; Actinopteri; Salmoniformes; Salmonidae
Product: probable E3 ubiquitin-protein ligase HERC3
Exons: 25
Coding region: 266-3418 (1050 amino acids)
Biological process (GO): protein ubiquitination; ubiquitin-dependent protein catabolic process
Cellular component (GO): cytosol
Molecular function (GO): ubiquitin protein ligase activity
Source: RefSeq, a predicted model, not a curated record
AAAGUCACAUGUUCAGUGACGAAGAGCAUCAACCUGCAUCACAACUUCCUUGUUAUUGUCGAAACGCCUAGCUAGUGGAAUCCAGGAAUGCAACUCUACAGGCUUGUGAUUUACACCAAGGGGAGAAGGCAGGGCCGCCUUCUAGCCUGAAGCUCUCCUCCUUCUUCCCCUCCUGUCUUUCACGCUCUCCUUCCCACCAUCGCUCUCUCCCUCUCCUUCCCUCCAUCUCUCUCUCCCUCUCCUUCCGUCCUUCCCACUCUAAGCCAUGAUGCUGUGUUGGGGCAGUACUGUGGAGGGCCAGCUGGGUAUCGGCGGGGCGAGGGACCCCGUGUGCGAACCCCGGAGCUGCCAGGCGUUCAAUGGGCGCGGCCUGAAGGAGGUGGCGUGCGGCGGGCGCCAUUCGCUAUUCCUGUUGCAUGAUGGGAGAGUGUACACGUGCGGCUCCAACCGCUGUGGACAGCUGGGCCACGACAAGCCGGGGGACUCACCAGAACUGGUGGCGGCCCUGGACACCCAGAAGAUAGGGGUGGUGUCAUGCGGCCAGGCCCACUCCAUGGCGCUGAAUGAGCAGGGCCAGGUGUUUGCCUGGGGGGCCGGUGGAGUGGGCCAGCUGGGUCUCGGGACAGCUGAGGAGACCGUCCCAAUCCCCAGGUUGAUCAAGAAGCUGUGCGAGCAUCGCAUCUCUCAAAUCAUGUGUGGCAACCAGCACUGCAUCGCACUCUCUAAAGACGGUCAGCUGUUCACGUGGGGCCAGAACUCGAGCGGUCAGCUGGGUUUGGGGAAGGGCGAGCCGAGCACCUUGUCUCCCCAGCCCCUCAAGUCUCUGUCAGGGAUCCCCCUGGCUCAGAUCACCGCUGGGGGAGACCAUAGCUUCGCCUUGUCCCUCUCUGGAGCCGUGUUCGGCUGGGGCAAGAACAGCGCCGGACAGCUGGGGCUAAAUGACAAACAGGACCGGUCUGUCCCUUGCCACAUCAAGUUCCUCAGAUCCCAAAAAGUGGUUUACAUCAGCUGUGGAGACGAGCAUACAGCUGCCCUCACCAAGGAUGGGGGUUUGUUUACGUUUGGGGACGGCUCGCGUGGUCAACUGGGUCACGACUCCACCAACAACGAGCCUCUACCCAGACAGGUGCAGGAGCUGAUGGGCAGCGAGGUGUCCCAGAUUGCCUGUGGCAGACACCACACCCUGGCGUUUGUGCCUUCCUCCGGUCUCGUGUACGCUUUCGGUUGUAACACAAACGGUCAGCUGGGCACCGGGACACGAGGUGACAUCAAAAGCCCACUUCCUGUCAAAAGCAGCCUCACAGGAAGUCUCACCGGAAGUCCUCGUCAUAUGUCAGGGCCAGAUCAUUAUGCCAUUACCAAAAUCAACUGUGGAGGGGACCAUAACUUCCUAUUGUACUCAGAUGAAAAGAGUUCCACCGUUCCUGAAGACUUCAGAGUCACUAACAUCAGUAAAAGCAUCUCUUUGAUAAAUUAUGACAGUUUGAAUACGUGGAGGAUGAAACUCCUAGACAACACAGAUUCCACUAUCACCAAUGACAUCAUUAUCCUGCUGUCUUCCACCGCCUGUUGGAACGCCAGCUUCCUGGAUGAGAGUGAUGACAGCCAUUUUAAGACCAACCCUAAAGUCCCUGGUAUCGAUCUCAACUCGGUCCGCCUGCUGUUUGAGACACUCAGUAAACCGCCCUUCGCCAGACUCCUGGAGCAGGCCACUAAGAGUUUUGAGAGCCUGCUGAUCCCCCAGCUGCCCUGCUCCCCCCCUGACGUUGAGGCCAUGAGGAUCUACCUGAUCCUGUCGGAGUGUCCCGCCCUGCACGACUCCAAGAACUACAUCACCCUCACCAUACCCCUAGCCAUGGCCAUACUCCGCCUGGAUGCCAACCCCAGCAAAGUGCUCGAUAACUGGUGGUGCCUGGUGGACGGCAGUGUGUUCUCCAGGCUGGUGGACAUGUAUAAGAGCAUCGUGGUGUUCCUGUUAACCGGAGGAAAGGCCCUGCUCGUCCCUGUCUUCCUAGAAAGCUACACCAGUGCCACGCUAAAGCUUCUAGAGAAACUUCAUAAGGUUAACCUGAAGGCCGGGCAUGUGGAGUACAACCGCUUCUAUAUCCCUGACAUCACCACCCUGGUGGACAUUCAGGAAGACUACCUCAAGUGGUUUCUGAGUAAAGCAGAGCUUAAAAUGAGAACACCAGCAGUACAGAACUCAGUGACUUUAUGUGCCUACCCGUUUAUACUGAACGCCCAAGCCAAGACCACCAUGCUGCAAACUGACGCUGAGCUACAGAUGCAGAUGGCGGUGAGCGGGGCCAACCUGCAUAACGUUUUCAUGCUGCUGACGUUGGAACCCCUCCUGGCGCGGAACCCCUUCCUGGUGCUCCACGUACGCAGGGACCAUUUAGUGAGUGACGCGCUGAGGGAGCUCACCAUCUACUCCGACGUCGACCUCAAGAAGCCCCUCAAGGUGAUCUUUGAUGGGGAGGAGGCGGUCGAUGCAGGGGGGGUAACCAAGGAGUUCUUCCUACUGCUGCUGAAGGAGCUGAUGGACCCUGUAUAUGGCAUGUUCACCCAGUACACCCAGUCCAACCUGCUCUGGUUCUCUGAUAAAUGUUUUGUGGAGCACAACUGGUUCAACCUGAUAGGGAUCAUCUGUGGGCUGGCCAUCUAUAACAGCACGGUGGUGGACCUCCACUUCCCCCUGGUCCUCUACAAGAAGCUACUGUGCGUAGCACCCACUCUGGAGGACCUCAAGGAGCUGUCACCCACAGAGGGCAGGAGUUUACAACAGCUCCUGGACCAUGAGGGAGAGGACGUUGAGGAGACAUUUUGUCUCAACUUUGCUAUCACCAGAGAGUACUAUGGUCUGACGGAGGUUAAGGAGCUUAUCCCUGGAGGAGACCGCAUCACUGUGGACAACAACAACAGGGAGGAGUUUGUGGAGGCCUACCUGAAGUACAUGUUCGGGGACUCGGUGAGCGAGCUGUACCAGGCCUUCUCCUCUGGGUUCCUGAAGGUGUGCGGUGGGAAGAUCCUGUCGCUGUUCCAGCCCUCCGAGCUCAUGGCCAUGGUGGUGGGAAACAACAACUAUAACUGGGAGGAAAUGGAGAAGAAUGCAGUUUACAAAGGAGAGUAUUCAGCUACUCAUCCGACUGUGAGGAUGUUUUGGGAGGUAUUCCAUGAGUUCCCUCUGGAAAAGAAGAAGCGGUUCUUAUUAUUCCUGACGGGCAGCGACCGCAUCCCCAUCCAUGGCAUGGAGAGCCUCCGCAUCUCCAUCCAGUCCACGUCGGCCGAGGAGCACUAUCUGCCCGUGGCCCACACCUGCUACAACCUGCUGGACAUGCCCCGCUACCAGACCAAAGAGACCCUGCACCGCCGUCUCACCCAGGCCGUGGAGCAGUACGAGGGCUUCAGCCUGGUGUGAGACCUAGUAGCUGGGUCAGUGGCUCCCCCUAGAGGCCUGGAGGAGCAAGGACCAUGGGAAUUAGCAUGGUUGCUAAUGCUAAUGCACUUUAAAUAACAACGCCCUGUGAAUGGGGGGUGGCUGGAUGGACGGAUGGGUGGUGGGAAGGGGGCUGCGAUUCCAUAGCACUUUCCCUAUACAGUUUACCAUAAGAGAUUAUGAUAUAUAUAAAAAGGGAGGGGUGGGGUGUACAGGGACGGAGGGAAACGACAAAGGAGCAAACGUUUAAGACGAUUAUAGAGAAGCAGAUUAUUAUUAUUUUGAUAUAAUUGCUCAGAUUUCUGAACGCAAGGUGUGUGGCUUUAUAAUGCGUCUUGUUUUGAGAAUGGUUAUAACAGAUACUUUCUUUGGGGGGGGUGCGUCAGUGGAUUUUGUAUUUUCAGUUAUAAUUGUGUGUUCUAUGCAGAUUGAUGUACAUAACUUGAACAGUUUUAAUUAAACCAGCUUUUUUGUUGCUUUAAGAUAGUUUAUUGAAUUGAAUAGUUUAAAAAAAUAAUUGUUGUCAGAGAAAAUGAUACAUGUCAGAUGUAGGAGGUGAACUUUGAAGCCCUGGCCUUUUACCGCUGAUCUUGGGUCAGUUUGAGGACAGAUGAUACCAGAUUAAUACAUCAGUGAACAUCAGGCAGACAGUUCCACACUCUGGCCCAAUAAAUACAUGGCGUUCUAAUGCCAUACCCACAUUACCAGUAUAUUUCUACAUUUAAACGACUAACUGACCGACUGGAGUUACUUACAUGUCCUCAAUCUUACAGUUAUCAAUAUUUCCUUUGAUUGUGAUGUUUUUUUUAAUGGAUGUUAAAAUGUCUGUGUGCAUGUCGUCGAGAGGAAACGCAAAAAGACUGCUCAUCGUUACAUUAUAAACAAACACAGAAAUACAGCUAAUCCCAAUUACUUUGAUCCCUGUAACCCCAGGUUAGGAAUAAGUAAUCUCAAUGUCAAUCUGGGAGAUCUAUUGCCGCCACGAGCUCAGAAUGAUUGCACAUUCGUGGCCUGGUGGAUAAUAGGUUGACUUGCAGAAUAUCUGUUCAUGGUUCCCACCAGUUCCUUAUAUGAUGGCACAGCAUUCGGACCAAUGAUAUUAGAAUUGGUCAAUUUGCCCUGCAGAAUUAGUCUUGGGUCAUUGAUUAGGUUUAAGGAACAGAUUAUAUUGGGUCAUCCUAUUAGCAAUAACGAACUUAAGCAAACAGCUUAGUAAUGUAAUGAUGUCCCCUGACCGUCAUCCAAACUUUGCGCUCUGAACAUCUCUGCAUAAUUUCCCGGUCGUUACUUCAAUUACUUUUCUCUCAAGUGUAUCUGGAUUGUGUGUUGAUAUGCAAGUGAGAAAAACAACUUUGUUUGUGCAUUCUGUCCUAUUACCGAACGUCUCAGCCAAUGGAGGUAUUGUAUCGUAUACCAUUUCCUUUCUUAUGCCCUGUCUUUCUCCACUGUAGCUGGGGUCAAGACAAACGUCGUAAAGGGGAAUAAUUACUAUUAUUUUGAGGAUUUAUAACUCUGUCGCCCUCAAUGUAAACAUAAUGACAUAAUAAACAAAAACAAAUGAUGUCAUAGUGACCUUUGUUGUUGAUUCAAAGCUGAGCUAGGGCAAUGCCUGAGGGAGGCUCAAUGUGUUCUAUUAUAGCCUGGUCCCUGAUCCGUUUCUGCUGUUUUGCUGAUUAAAGCAGUUGGCAAUACACAACAAACCGAUCAGCGACCAGGCUAGGGGAAAAAACCUAUUCAUUCGUUAUGAUUAUUUCACCACAGUAAUGGCGACAAUUCCAAAUCAUGGGGUCAAUGUUUCUUGGUCAAUGUAUGCAAAUAAGGGCUUGUUAGUGGAUCUAUAACUGGAUUGUUUCAAGUAUAUCAUUUACUUUUGUACCUUUUAAAUGGAAUACAUCUUUCUUUAUAUUUUUUCCUGAACAAAUAAACGUAAUUCCACCCUGUA